Anopheles funestus (African malaria mosquito) is the source of this 2501-nucleotide messenger RNA. RefSeq lists its product as uncharacterized. Lineage: Eukaryota; Metazoa; Arthropoda; Insecta; Diptera; Culicidae. The transcript is spliced from 3 exons. Bases 702 to 1733 code for a protein of 343 amino acids. The record is from RefSeq and is a predicted model, not a curated record.
GUACGGGUAGGUAGCAAGCGAGCACCGAACGCUCUGGCCGUCGAAACCAACUCCGCUUGUCGUCUGAAGAAAGUGAAAAGUGGUUUUUCUCAUUCAUUGAGCGUGCGGGCAGGAAAAGUAAACACACUGUCAGAUUGGCAUAGUACGUCGGGUGGGUAAGAUCGCAGUUCGCGCAUCGGGGGUUCUGGUGUUUGUUCGGUGUUAUCGUUUUCGGUUUUUUAACGUAACCCGUUUUGUUGGUGUUUUCCGGAAAUUGUGGAGUUUGAGGUUUUUGGUGGCUGUGUUCUCAAUUGUUUCGACACACACGCGGAGGGCGGGAAGCGAUGAGUUGAGGUUCGGGCUGCGCAAGUGUUCUACUGACCAGAUUACGUAGACUGGUCCACCGGAGGACCUGAGAGUCCUGCCAGUGGACACAGCCCGAGCGUUACCCGAGUUCUACACCGGCAGCAAACAGGUGACGGCGUGUCGGCGAAUGAGCGUCACCCCGUACAAACCUUCAACCUGGAACGUGAAAGCCCCAACCUGCGGCCAGUGGUGUAUUCUAGCGUACGGGAAGAUCUCCAGCACAGUGUGUUUGUUCCAGCGCGGUCGUUACCCUACCCCCAACCCGGUUCGGUUUGUAGUCUGCAACUGGUCAGCAAGUUGCAGGUUAUGCAACCGGCUUAAAACGGCAAAGCAAACUUCAACGUGUGUGUGUUGCGAUGUGCUACUACCGGUUCACCUGUGUCCUGCUUGUCGUCAUUGCUUCCCGUGUUGACGGUGACGGCAGAUCGUCCAAAUCCACAAUCAGCCACCAUCAAUCAGCGUCUAGCGAUGAGUCAUUCACCCCACUGUCGCUGUACGGUGGCAAUCUGUUUCCUGCGGACGUACCCACCGAUGAGGAGCCAUUCGCCCCAACGCUGCCCGUACCGGAAAAACAAGUUUUAGAGUUAGGGAAACUGCGCGCGGACAUCGAGGCAACUUCCGCGAGUAGCCGCAAUGGCGGCGGUACGCGAUCUCAGGUACAGCCGGAUGUAGAACAUCAUCCGGCGGCCCAAAAAAUCUAUCCCACCUUCUUCCGCAACAUCCCACCGUUGGGCCAUUCGCGGCCGUACUAUCAGUCGACGGAGGCGGCCAUCGACCAGCGGUACAGUAAGCUACGGGCCGGUGUACCGACCGCAUCCGAACUGGCAUCACCCCUGCUCGGUUCGGGCGAUUUCGGCAUUAUUAAAGGUGGCACAUUCUAUUACGACACGGACGUCCCGAGCAAGGGUUUUGUGGACGAUUUCUAUGGCCUUGGCUAUAACAGCAAUAAUGGGCACGGUCGGCCCCAGCUGGCGUACCUCGUGCAGAAACCACAGAAGGAGGAACAGUUCUCCAAUUUCCGUGACUUUGCGGACAUCAACAUCUCCAACGAUCCGGCAUAUUCGCACCAUGCCCCACUGUACAUCGGUACGGACGGUGGUGGGAAACCACUGCCCGCGAUACCACCAUCCCACCCGUCUCCGGCAGCUGCCACAGUACCUGAAACCACCACAGCCGGUGCGGCGAAACGCGAACCGGAGAACAUACUCGACGAGCUGCGCUCGUUAGACGAGCUGCCGAAGCUCGAUGGCAAAAGCCGACCGCGGCUGCACGGCAAGGCGAAAAAGGAAACGCUUUUCGAGCGAAAAAAGCGACCAAAGGCCACGAAAACUGCCAAGAGCGUUACGGAGCAGCCGGACGGUGAAGAUUACAUGGUAGCUGCCAGCUAGAGCGAAGCUGUUCUUGCAGACUGUCUUUGCUCCGGUCAGUCUAACGCACAUCUUUCGAUGUGGUGGAAUACAUGUAGUUGGCUGCCUACAUGGUAAUAUGUACCAUCGACAACAGCCUCACAUUAGGCUUGUUCAUUAGUAAUUUCAUUUUUUUUUUUGUUUUUGCUUUUUUUGCAAGCGUUCCAAAUGUCUUUUUGUUGUCAUUUUGUGCUCCAUUACCUCUCAGCAAGGUGGAACAAAAUAAACAUUUGCAUGUCAUCGUGAGCUUCCCAAAAACACGUCGUCCUUCACGUUACCAUUAUGCUCAUCAUUAUCAUCAUUAUAGUCACAACUCAUCUUGAACAAAAAAAAACCAUGACCUGCUGUGUAACGCACAAUGUAACGCAUUAGAAGAAUUCCAUGUAGAAUAAUUUCUUGCCCACGCUUCCGUUCAGGCGCCAAGUCCAGCUAUUCGCUAGGAUCUCCGACUUAUCUCUCUUCAGUACAUUCGCAGUGGUUUGCGUUUCCAGCGCACUAACCAAAUGCUGUAGUUACCUUUCCUACCCAAUUUACACGGAGACUGGGAGACGCGUAGGCAGCUGGAGACAGAUAAUGGUUCUGGGUAGUGAAUGUGCAUAAUUGGAGACAAAUGUCUAUGCACGCACCAUCACACGAAUAACGAUGCGUAGGAAGCAUCUUCCCAAACGGGGGAGGAAGAAAAUAGUAUAAAACUGUGUGCUCCAACAUGACAUUGUUGAAUAAAAACGAAAUUUUACUCAAAUAACAAAA